This is a messenger RNA of Calypte anna (Anna's hummingbird), 5986 nucleotides long. It is a transcript of the gene IRS4, whose product is annotated as insulin receptor substrate 4. Gene Ontology annotation, molecular function: insulin receptor binding; phosphatidylinositol 3-kinase binding. The record is from RefSeq and is a predicted model, not a curated record. Lineage: Eukaryota; Metazoa; Chordata; Aves; Apodiformes; Trochilidae. Gene Ontology annotation, biological process: insulin receptor signaling pathway. Gene Ontology annotation, cellular component: cytosol; plasma membrane.
UCCGGACCCUGCCUGGCCCCUAAGAUGGCGAGUGGGAUGAAUGGCCCGGGCGGCGUCUCGGCGGUCGGGUGCGGCUCGGAGGAGCCGGUCGUCCGCCACCCGGCAGGCGGAGCCGUGCCUCAACCGGAGCCCGGCGUGCCCGGCGAGGGGGAACCGGCGGCGGGCGAGGGCGGCCGCUGCCCGUCCCCUCAGCCCCACCACCUGCUGCUGCUGCUGCGGCGUUCGCCCAGCGCCUCGCUCUGCCCGGCGUCGGAGGCCGCCCCUGCCGCGGGCCGCACCGCUCCCGUCCUGGGCCGCGGCGGGCAGCCCCCCCCGGUGGGCCGCGGAGCUUCCCCGGCCGCCGCUGGUGAGGACGUGAGGAAGUGCGGGUACCUGCGGAAGCAGAAGCACGGGCACAAGCGCUACUUCGUCCUGCGGGCUGAGAGCCACCUGGCCCCCGCCCGGCUGGAGUACUACGACAGCGAGAAGAAGUUCAAGAGCAGCCUGCGGGCGGGGGGGGCCGGCGGGGCCCUCUGCUGCCCCCCGCCCAAGCGGGUCAUCCCCCUCUACCAGUGCUUCACCGUCAGCCGGCGGGCCGACGCCAAGCACAAGCACAUCAUCGCCCUGUACACCAAGGACGAGUACUUUGCCAUGCUGGCAGAGAACGAGGCCGAGCAGGAGGCCUGGUACCAGGCCAUCAGUGAGCUCAUGAGCCAGAGCAAGAGGGGCUUCUUGGAGCAGGAGGACCAUCCCGAUCAGCAGGUGGAUGAGGAUGAUGAGCACUAUGGGGCUUCCCUGAGGCCUGGCACGGUCUUCAAGGAGGUGUGGCAGGUCAACGUUAAGCCCAAAGGGUUGGGACAGACGAAAAACCUCACUGGGGUGUACAGGUUAUGCCUUUCCAGCAAGGCCAUCCACCUCGUCAAGCUGAACUCAGAGGUGCCCUCUGUCCACUUGCAGCUAAUGAACAUUCGCCGCUGCGGGCACUCAGAAAACUUCUUCUUCAUCGAAGUGGGCAGAUCUGCCUCCAUUGGACCUGGAGAACUCUGGAUGCAAGUGGAUGAUUCGGUGGUGGCUCAGAAUAUGCACGAGACUUUUCUAGAGACCAUGAAAGCUCUAAAGGCCUUUGCGGAGUUCAGGCCUCGAAGCAAGAGCCAGUCUUCUGGUGGUGGCAGCGGUACCAAUCCCAUCUCCUUCAUCACCACUAGGAGGCACUUGGGCAACCUGCCCCCCAGCCAGACGGGCUUGCAGAGAAGAUCCAGAACGGAGAACGUUGCUGGAGGGACUCCUCCUACCACCAAAAGCAGCAACUCCUAUCGCUUCAGAACAUCCAGUGAAGGAGAAGGAACCAUGACAAGGCCUUUUCGAUCGGUGACUGGGAGUCUGAUCCACCUGAAUACCGCAAGGAUGAAUUUGGGCCGGCAAGAAGGGAGUGGAAGGUACGUGAGAGCUGCUUUCAGCUCAACUUACCACACCAGGUCUGCUUCGCUGCCUGUUUCUCAUUUUCCCUCCACUACAAGUCCUAUCAGUGUUUCUUCCAGUAGUGGCCAUGGCUCUGCUUCGGACAUGCUGACCAGGCCUUCCAGCUCAUCUGUUUGUGGUUCCCCAAGUGAUGGGGGAUUUAUCUCCUCCGAUGAAUACGGCUCCAGUCCUGGAGAUUUCAGGUACUUUCGGGUCAGGAGUAAUACACCAGAUUCCCUGGGAAACACACCACCCAUCAGAGAAGAGAACUGUCUGAGCGAGUACAUGUCCAUGAGUAAGCAACAGGCAGAUGACAGCUCAAGAGAUGAUUAUAUGGAGGCUGAAAAGUGUUUCAGGAAAAGAGCUUAUUCUUUAACCAAGUCAACUUCUGUGCCUGUGCAGCAGAAGACGACACAAACUACAGUUCUGUUGGAUGAAGAUUCUGCAGGAAAUCAUGGAAGAUUACUUUACUCUGAAACACCAAAAUUGAGAGAUAACCAUGAAUUGGAGUACAGUGAUGCUAACCUUGAUUCUGUGUGUAACCAAAGUAGGAGUAAAGCCAGAGAUGAUGGGUACAUGCCCAUGAUGCCAGGAGUUGCAUCUUCUCUAUCCAGCAACAGCGAUUAUUUGCCAAUGACUCCUAAAAGUAUGUCUGUUCCAAAACAGAUUAACAAUUCCUGGUCACCAUCCCAGGUUGACUCCAGAGGAUAUAUGAUGAUGUUUCCAAAAGCCAGCUCUUCACCUGUACGAAGUCCUUUAACUGGGUUUGCUUCUAAAGGGAGUAAUGAGAAGAUCGUAAACAGUGAGUACAUGGAUAUGUCACCUGGUAACUCAGCUCCAAAACACCCCGGUGAUUCCAAUUAUAUUCACACCACUUCUGCCUCCAAAGGUUUCAGUUCAUAUUUUUCUUUGCCUCGAAGUUUUAAGGCGUUAUCAGGACAAAACGGUGACCACAGUGAAUAUGUUCCAAUGUCUUCACCUGGAAAACUCUUGUAUGAUGGAUCAGAAAAUGGAAAAGGGGUCAACAGCGAAGCUCUGGCUAAUGGCAUCUCCAAAUCACCAGUGGUGAAAGGUUCAGAUGAAGGACUUGUGCAGAACAGGGCUGCUCGGCCCACGAGGCUCCCCCUGGGUACCAGAGGGAGUAACACAAUCCCAAGAAUGUACGAUCGUACCGUUCCCCAGCCAGCCAGUCCUGGGGAAUACAUCAAUAUUGAUUUUAAUGAAAAGGCGAGCAAUACACCCUACUCCUUGUCUGCAGAAGGAUCACCAUCAUCUCUGGGCUCCAGUAGUGACCACAGACAGUCUCCGCUUUCGGAUUACAUGAGUGUUGACUUGGAUGUCCAGUCACCAAAAGCAGCCAAGGAACUGUCCAACUCUCUAACAGAUAUUUCAAUUUAUUCAAGUUCCAGUAUUCCUAGAAACCAACCCAAUCCUGACUACGCCAGGCUUUCCUUCGGUACUGCCUGCGUCAGCACGGCGAGUAACAGGACUGAUGACUACACAGAGAUGACGUUCAACAUGGCAGCAACACCACCUCGGCCCUUUGCUGCUGAAUCCGAGGAGGAUGUGAAGAUUGAGAGCCCUUCUUCCAUCGUGAACAGGCUGUGCAUUGUUGAUCGGUAUGCUGGUACCAGUAGCUUCUCUGUUCCCACCUCGGAACCUCCUAUGGGACCGAAAGUGAUUCGAGCUGAUCCUCAAGGCAGGAGGAGACACAGUUCUGAAACGUUCUCUUCUGCUGGGACUGUGACCACCUCCUCCUCUUUCUUUACUGAUAAUAGCAAAAGACACAGCUCUGCCUCAUUUGACAAUGUUUGGUUGAAACCGGAUGAAAACAUUUCUGAUGGUCAGGAAAGCAAAAUGUCCCGUGAUACCUCAACUGGAUUUCAGAAUGGCUUAAACUACAUCGCUCUGAAUUUACGUGAUGACCCCCUGAGCUGUGAGGCAAGCACCACAGCUCCCACUUGCCAUCUCCAAAAUGGUACUUCAGGUUUGGACAGUGGAGCCUACGUAAGCAUAGACUUCAGCAGAUCCGAUGGGCUCAAGUGCAACGCUGCCAGAAAAGACUGACUGCACUGCCAUGGAAACCUUUGUUGGAAGAGAAGACUUCUCUGCUGGCAACUCCAGAAACUGUGUGGUGAUUUUGGAAGCAAAGCUCAGCUCCAGCCGGCUACUUUCAUUUCCACCAGCACGGACAUAGACACACAUCAGUUUAAUUAAUUUUUCUCAUAGACAUCAGCUCUCUACAGUUGAAUUAAUUUGAAUUGAGAUUUUUUUCAUAGCUAUGCUUUGGUGAUGGAAUUUGGUCUUUCAUGUUGUAUCUAUUUGGGAGGCAGUGUGAAUGCUGAUAGGAGAUCCCUGUGUGCCCCUCGCUUCCUCCUGCCUCUCUCAUUAAUUUUUUUUUUUAUUUAUAUUUUGAGAAGUCAAAGCUGGUUUCUGAUUGCCUGUUUAACAUGGGUUUUGCUUCUCUGGUACAUUAACAAGUGGUUAGCUUAUUAAAACAUUAAUUAUUCAGAAAUAAUUUUGGCAGUUCAGGAUUUUUUCAGGUGUUUGGGUGGAAGGAGGGAGGGAGAGUGCCACAUGAGCCUGAGGGGUGAACUGGUGGGACUUAAUUGGUCUGAGGAGGAGACACCUCUUCUGCCUUAAUUUCUUUUUAGGUUUUUGUUCUGUUUUUGUUGUUUAUUUUGUUUUGUUGUUUUUUUUUUUAAAGUUUUGCUUUUAUGGUACAAGAGGCAUUUCUUGAUCAUAGGCUAGAAUAUUUUAAAUCAAAUGUCUGUCAGAGCUUAAACUGAUUUUUUUGUUUGUUUUUUUUUUCUUUCUUUGCUCAGAAUUUUGGUAUGUACAAAGUAGGAUUAAUGGGCUGGUUGUCUUGUAGAUUGUUUUUGUUCUUACCCUCAAGAUACUUGUUUAUAAAUAUGAAUUGUGUAAAAGGAGGUUUUUGUUCAUGUAUUCAAAUGGAGAACUGCAGAGUUGUGUUCAGCGUUUGUGACUUCUGCAUUAUAGUUGUCAGCUGUAGCUUUUUAAAGGGAAACCACCCCAAUUGAUCUUACUUUCAACCAAAGUCCCCAUUUCUAAUUUAGGACUAUUUUUGUUCUUUCUUUCUGGCAUAAUGGGGAAAAAAUAAUAUGCUGGCUCAUCAUUUGUCUUUAUCCCACUUUACAGAAACGUGAACUAACAGAAAUGACUAAUAGACAUUUUUAAAACAAGCCCUGAUUUUUCUACAAUUUAAGUUCUUCUCUCUUGUACUGAAUUUUUUGGGGGGUUGAAAUUAAUUUAGGUUUUUAACACUGCUAUGAACUUAAUGGUAUGACACUAGUCGUUGGUACAUGCAAUGUAUAAUAAAAGGCACUGACGAUUACUAAAGGGUUUAGAAGUGGUACACAAAUCCUCAUGCUGUACUGCACCACACAGCUGGUAAUCCUCUACCUUGUAUAUUGUACAACUGAGUUGUCAGGCUGCCUCACCUCAAACAUAUAACCUUUAAAUUGACAGUACAGUUUGUAUAACAAAUCAGACACUGUCAGCUUGGAUUCUUGGGUGACGGGUACCCAAAUCUGUUUUCAAGUAGUAUUAAAAUGUUCAUGUCACUAAAAUGCAAAGACCUUUUUUUUUUUUUUAAUUAUUCUUUGGAAACAAGGUACCAAUCAGUUUACAUGGUGUCUAGUGACACAAAACAUUUGCUACAGGAUUGAAAAGCACAGACCUGGUUUUGAUUCUGGAAGAGAAGUUGAAGCUGGUACAGUUACUUGUUGCUGCUAAACGUACACUAAAAAUACGACCACUCUUACAGACCAUGAUACUGUCUUGCCAUAUAGCAUUUGUCUGGGCUCAUAAAUUAAGAAUGCAAUAUGUAGACAGCUUUUUAUAAAGCUUUACAUCUUUUCUAAGAAAUCAAAAUUUGGAUGAAGAUAGUUCUAAACAUCUAAUGUGAAAGGAAAAGGUUGUUUUGAAGAAAUUUGUUACAUACUUAUUUCAUAUUAGAUCCCUGAGGCUGCCAUUGUACAAUAUACAGCACUGAUUUAAUAAAUGCUGAAUAAAUAAGUAAAUGGGUAACCUCAAGUAUAGUGGUACAAAUACUAAUAGGUACAGCAUAAUAAAUAUGCAAUCUUUUUGAAUCUCUUAGUUUACAGCAACUAAUUUAUUCAGUAUUGUGCUGGAAGAACAUUUUCAGAUGAUGUAAAACAUAUCACUAUAUAUAUACUACCUUCCAGCUACCCGUUUAUGCUGCUGUGUAGUACAAAAAUACCAAUGAUAGAACAAUGUUUGUCCUGUAAAUUUAAUUUGAUAUUGGACAGUUAUUGUCUGUACAAACUAAAACAUAUAUGGGUGAAACUGUUCAUUAUAUUUGCUAUUUCUGCUUCACAGAUCUGUUUUAAAGUUGAGCUGAUUGAUCUGGCUUUGUCUUCCAUUGUAAAUAUUGUUAUGUUGUUUUCUUUGUAAAACACAUCGCGUUGGCGGUUUUGGGAGACUGGCUUGAAGCUCUGUAUAGUGUUUAUAUUUAUCUGACUUGGCUUUCCAUAGAGCUACUUGCAGUAAAAUACGUGUUCAUGUA